Molecule: messenger RNA, 1990 nt
Organism: Papilio xuthus (Asian swallowtail)
Lineage: Eukaryota; Metazoa; Arthropoda; Insecta; Lepidoptera; Papilionidae
Product: organic cation transporter protein-like
Exons: 6
Coding region: 237-1856 (539 amino acids)
Biological process (GO): transmembrane transport
Cellular component (GO): membrane
Molecular function (GO): transmembrane transporter activity
Source: RefSeq, a predicted model, not a curated record
UUGAGUUUUUUUUUUAAUUAAAAGUAAGACAUCUUUGUAAAUUUAACACUAACGGAGUUUUUGUUGUGUUGUGUCGAGUUUAAUUUGUCUUAGUAAAAAUAUUUGAAAUGUUCCAUGGUAUACUAAAGUUAUGCAUUUUUAUGAGUCGAUAGAGUUUUAUAAAAUUGUCAAUUAAAAUCUGACGAUCGUAAAGUUUUUUUUAAUUAAUUUUCUUUGAUAAGAUUUUUAUUUGAAAAAUGGCUAAAGAUAAAAUUAGUGAUAAACCAUUUGACUUGGAUGUGAUUUUGAAGCAACUUGGACCAUUUGGCAAAUAUAAUAUUGUGAAUUAUGCGCUAUUAUUAUUUCCAAUAUAUUUGGCGGGAAUGUACUCAUCUAUUUAUGUGUUUGAAGCAUCUGAUAUAGACUACAGAUGUGAAAUUACUCAAUGCGAAGUAAUCAAUGAAAGUCUUUGGCUAGAAUAUGCGAUACCACGAGAUAAAAAUGAUUUAUCAAAAUGCAAACGGUACCAAUUUACGGGAAACUACAGUCAAAGUAAUGUUACAUGUACACAAAAGGAUUUCGAAGUUGUUGUAGAACAAUGUGAUAAAUACGUAUACAGUGAUGAAGACUCAGCGGUGAAGGAUUUCGAUCUUGGUUGCCAAAACUGGAAGAGAACAUUAAUUGGCACGAUACAUAACUCUGGUCUAUUUGUAUCUUUGCCACUAACUGGAAUGUUAUCUGAUAGAUUCGGAAGAAAAGUUGCUUUACCAAUAGCUUCUUUGAUGAAUGGUAUAUUUGGUAUCACAAGAUCUUUCUCAACUAAUUACUACAUGAUGAUUGCUAUGGAAUUUCUGGAAGCUUCCUUAGGCGCAGGAGCAUAUAGUACAGCUUUUGUUUUAGCUAUGGAAAUCGUCGGGCCUAAGGGGCGAGUUUUUGGAAAUACAUUAAUCAACGUUUUAUACGUUUUCGGCUCGAUGACUCUAGCUGGUCUUGCCUGGUGGCUUCAAAACUGGAGGAAACUACUUCGGAUCUUAUACUUUCCAGCCCUACUAGUAUUUUCAUACCUUUGGAUUCUAAAUGAAAGUGCCAGAUGGCUACUUAGUAAAGGUCGUCAUGAAGAAGCAGUUGAAAUACUAAAGAAAGCAAGCAAUAUGAAUAAAGUACACAUUUCCGAUGACUCUCUAUCAUCUUUAUUCAAAUUAGGAACAGAAGAUCCAAAGAGUAAAGAGGUCGCAAAUAACGAAGGAAAAACGGAAUCAUCUUUUCUCCAAGCAUUGAAAUCAAGUAUCAUUAGAAAAAGAGUAGCAGUUUGUUCUUUUCUAUGGAUAACUUGCACUUUUGUGUAUUACGGACUGUCAAUAAAUUCUGUGUCGUUAGCUGGUAACAAAUACAUAAACUUCAUGUUGGUAGCUUUCGUUGAGAUUCCAGCAAACUUUGUAUGUUUGUAUGUGUUGGAGAAAUUUGGUAGAAAACGAACAUUGACAUCGACUUAUUUGUUGAGUGCUUGCUUCUGUGUUAGUCUUUCUUUAAUUCGAAAAGAUCAGAAAUGGUUAUCUCUCGUGAUCUACUUGUCUGGGAAGUUCUCCAUUACGGUAGCUUACAGCUCGGUGUACAUCUACGUGUCAGAAGUGUUCCCCACUAACGUACGACAAUCACUGCUGGCCGUGUGCUCCGCGUUGGGUCGCGUCGGAUCCACACUGGCACCCCUUACACCAUUACUAGCGUUGUACUAUGACAACCUGCCAGCUAUAUUCUUUGCGAGUAUAACUGUAGUGGCCAGUGCUCUUGUGUUUACUUUACCAGAGACAAUUAACGUACCUCUGCCUGACACUAUUGAGGAAGCAGAAAGACAAUCAAAGAAGGAAGAUAACGCAUAGAUUUUGUUCUAGUCUACUAUAUUUUAUAAUUUGUGCUACCAAAUUCUUUCGUUGAAUGGUCACUGUCGAAUACCUUUAGAGUAGAUUGCUAUGGUAAAUCUACGCUAAGGGUCUGAUUAAGUCACCAUGUAAUA